UUGGCCCUCUUUGGCUUUGCCUCGUCCCCUCCGCCGCCGCUGGCCGAAACAAGCGAGAGGAUCAGAGGAGGGGGCAACAAGCAAAACAAACAAAAAGGGAUCCCAAAACAAAACUGGCCCUUGGCCUUAACACCGGGCGCCAGGGCCAGCGAGUGAGCUCGCCUCGCCUCGCCUCGCCUCCCUCGCGCAGACCUGUCGUAUCGUAGGAAUGGAAUGAGGCCGAGGCCCCUCCACCCUUCCUCCUCCUCGUCGGCGGCGCUUCUCCCGUGACAAGCCUCCCUUCCUCCGGUCCAGUCGCCGUCCGACCCAAUCCGUAUCCACCCACCAGAUAGGGUACGAUGGAUUUGUCCAGGUUCGCCUCCGGCGUCGGGCCCAGCCGCGCGGCCCCUCGGGCGGGCCUGCAGAUCGGCGCCGCCGGGAAUGGCUUCCGGCCCUGCACCCAGCGGCGAGCGCGGCACCGCGGCGGCGGCGGCGGGUACGGGAGCCUCACGUCCACCGCCGCCGCCGCCGCCCUCCGCGGCCGCGGCGGGCUCUUCUACCUGGCUCCCACGCGCGGGAGCCCUCCUCUCAGUCUCCGCGCCAGAGGGCGGCCGCCGCGGUGCCAGGGCAACGACUCAUUGGCCUACGUCGACGGCCCCUUGGAGGCCGCCAAGGACUCCGGCGAGGUCACCGACGAGGAGGCCACCAGCUCGGGGUCCGACGACGAGAGGGGCCCCGGCCCCGCCGACGUCGACCGUCUCAGGGAGAUGCUGCACCGGUCCAGGAACGAGCUGGAGGUGGCCAGGCUCAACAGCACCAUGUUCGAGGAGAAGGCGCAGCGGAUAUCCGAGUCGGCCAUCGCGCUCAAGGACCGCGCCGACGGCGCCCAGAGGGACGUGUCUGCGGCCGUUGCCACUGUGCAGGAGAUUAUCGGCAAGGAGGCGGACGCCAAGGAGGCCGUUCAAAAGGCUACCAUGGCACUGUCGAUGGCCGAGGCGAGGCUGCAGCUGGCAGCGGAGGCGCUGGAGGCGAAGCGGGGCUCGGUCGGGCCAAUGGAGGUUAGCAUCGAAGGCGUGGAGGAGGAGGCCCUUGUGUCUGCGCAGGAAGAGAUUAAGGAUUGCCGGAUGGCCCUGUCACGGUGCGAGGAGGAGCUGGGACGUGUCCAGGACAAGAAGAUGGAGCUGCAGAAGGAGGUUGAUAGGCUGACGGAGCUCGCAGAGAAGGCCCAGUUGGACGCGUCCAAGGCCGAAGAAGAUGUUGCCAAUAUAAUGGUGUUGGCUGAGCAGGCGGUGGCUCUUGAGAUGGAAGCUGCACAGCGUGUCAACGAUGCGGAAAUGUUGCUGGGGAAAGCGGAGAAGGCCAUAUCCUCAGUUGACACUGUGGUGGAGCUAACGUCAUCUGCUGAAGAGCAGAAAAGCACUGAAGAAGAUAGCAUUUCUGAAGGGUACGAGUAUAGCAGUGAUGCCACCGAUGAUGUUUCUGUGAGGGAUGAGGUGUCAAGUAUCGAGCGUCUAAUGGUUGGUGACUUGACUGUUGAGGGCAUUGAGCAGCUUGAACCAUCCCGUGAGAUAUAUGAUGAAGCAAGCAGUGAUAAGACGUCUGUUGAGCCUCAGAAAGAGGCUGAGCCUGAUUCAGAUAAGUCAAAGCAAGGGAAGAAGCAGGAAAUGGAACGAAAGGAGGUCACCAAGGAACCACUGAGUGCUCCAAAAGCACUGGUGAAGAGAUCAUCCCGCUUCUUCCCGGCAUCUUUCUUCUCCUCCAAAGUUGAUGGAGAGUUUACGCCUACAUCAGUCUUUCGGGGGUUAAUGAAAUCAGUGCAAAAACAGGUUCCGAAGCUUGUUGUUGGGAUAUUGCUUCUUGGUUCAGGGGCAUUCUUCUUAAAUAGAGCUGAGAAGAGUCAACUAUUUCAGCAGCAAGGCAUUGCCACAAGCAUUGGAAAGGUAACCUCCACAACAAAGCCCAUAGUUCGUGAGAUACGGCAAAUUCCACAGAGAGUAAAGAAGCUAAUAGAGCUCUUACCUCAUCAAGAGGUAAAUGAGGAAGAAGCUUCGCUUUUUGACAUACUGUAUUUGCUUCUGGCCAGUGUUAUUUUUGUACCAUUAUUUCAGAAAAUCCCUGGAGGCAGUCCUGUUCUUGGAUAUCUUGCUGCUGGUGUCCUCAUUGGUCCAUAUGGGCUCUCCAUCAUCCGUAAUGUGCACGGGACAAAGGCAAUUGCGGAAUUCGGAGUCGUGUUCUUACUAUUUAACAUUGGACUUGAGCUUUCUGUGGAAAGGCUAAGCUCGAUGAAGAAGUAUGUCUUCGGCUUGGGAUCUGCUCAGGUGCUGGCUACUACUGCAGCUGUUGGUAUGAUAGCUCAUCGUUUUGCUGCACUACCAGGGCCAGCAGCAAUCGUUGUUGGGAGUGGGUUGGCUCUGUCAUCCACAGCUGUUGUCUUACAAGUAUUGCAAGAGCGUGGUGAAAGUACGUCACGUCAUGGGCGCGCUACAUUUUCUGUGUUAUUGUUCCAGGAUUUGGCUGUGGUGGUUCUGUUGAUAUUAAUACCUCUCAUAUCACCUAAUUCUUCAAAAGGAGGGGUUGGUUUCCAAGCAAUAGCAGAAGCCAUGGGAAUGGCUGCAGUCAAAGCAGUAGCUGCUAUAACUGCCAUAAUUGCUGGAGGCCGUCUGUUGCUCCGUCCUAUUUACAAAAUAAUUGCUGAAAAUCGGAAUGCCGAGAUAUUUUCAGCGAAUACACUCCUUGUUAUUUUUGGCACAAGUCUUCUUACAGCCCGGGCUGGGUUAUCAAUGGCACUUGGAGCUUUUUUGGCUGGCCUGUUACUAGCAGAAACGGAGUUCUCCUUGCAGGUUGAGUCAGAUAUAGCUCCGUAUCGUGGUCUUCUGUUAGGACUUUUCUUUAUGACGGUUGGAAUGUCUAUUGACCCAAAGCUGCUUCUGUCAAACUUCCCAGCAAUCUCUGUGAUAUUGGGUCUCUUGAUAUUUGGAAAAACAUUGUUGGUUACAUUUGUCGGCAGGGUGUUUGGGGUUUCUACUAUAGCUGCUAUUCGUGUUGGCCUCUUGCUUGCACCUGGUGGUGAGUUUGCUUUUGUUGCCUUUGGAGAAGCUGUCAAUCAGGGUCUUCUAUCACCUCAAUUAUCAUCGUUGCUAUUUUUAGUCGUUGGCAUUUCAAUGGCUCUGACACCAUGGUUAGCUGCUGGGGGGCAGUUUCUCGCAUCAAAAUUUGAGCAGCAUGAUGUGAGGAGUUUAUUGCCCGUGGAAAGUGAGACUGACGAUUUGCAAGACCAUAUUAUUAUAUUAGGCUUUGGACGUGUUGGGCAGAUCAUUGCGCAACUCCUGUCAGAGCGGUUAAUCCCUUUUGUUGCACUUGAUGUUAGAAGCGAUCGGGUAGCAGUUGGGCGUGCACUUGACCUUCCAGUGUAUUUUGGGGAUGCUGGAAGCAGAGAGGUACUGCACAAAGUUGGAGCUGAAAGAGCUUGUGCUGCUGCAAUUACUUUGGAUACUCCUGGUGCAAACUACAGAGCUGUCUGGGCAUUGAGCAAAUAUUUCCCAAAUGUGAAGACAUUUGUUAGAGCACAUGACGUUGAUCAUGGUGUUAAUUUGGAGAAAGCUGGUGCAAUGGCGGUUGUCCCUGAGACCUUGGAGCCAAGCCUUCAGCUAGCUGCUGCUGUUCUUGCACAAGCAAAACUUCCAAUGUCAGAGAUUCAGGAAACCAUCAGCGAGUUCCGGAAUCGACAUCUGUCAGAGCUUACAGAGUUGUGUGCUACGACAGGAAGUUCUCUUGGCUAUGGGUUUUCCAGAGUUACGUCCAAAUCGAAGUCUGUCACCCCCGAUGAUGAAAGCGAAACAGUGGAUGGUGCACUAGCUAUUUGAUGCCGAUUAGAUAAAAUGGGACCCCUUGAUAGUACUAGAUUGAUUGCACUGUUCAGUAGAUAAUCUUGUUGCAUGUAGAAAGAGUGGAAUAAUAAUUCAUGCAAGAGCUGUCAUAAAAGUUGGCGUGCAAUUUUGUAUGUUAGAAUAUACUUAUAUAUACCCUUCUGUUGCCAGCUAUUUAGCCUAAAAAAUUGUUUGCAUAAAA
Sorghum bicolor (sorghum) is the source of this 4047-nucleotide messenger RNA. Its product is annotated as K(+) efflux antiporter 2, chloroplastic. NCBI's taxonomy places the organism in Eukaryota, Viridiplantae, Streptophyta, Magnoliopsida, Poales, Poaceae. The transcript has 21 exons. Gene Ontology annotation, biological process: potassium ion transport; proton transmembrane transport. Bases 339 to 3842 code for a protein of 1167 amino acids. The record is from RefSeq and is a predicted model, not a curated record. Gene Ontology annotation, cellular component: chloroplast; membrane. Gene Ontology annotation, molecular function: potassium:proton antiporter activity.